Messenger RNA from Ictidomys tridecemlineatus (thirteen-lined ground squirrel), 1041 nucleotides. Lineage: Eukaryota; Metazoa; Chordata; Mammalia; Rodentia; Sciuridae. The record is from RefSeq and is a predicted model, not a curated record.
AACGAACAAAAAGGAACAGGCAGAGCCUGCAGGAAUUUCUCAACUGCUGAAGAAAUCACUAGAAUCACUGGGAGAGCUUCCAAAUCUGGGUAUCUGGACUCUAACCCCUGAUAUUGCUAACAAUGUUCUGGGCUGUGGGAAGGCACUGGGGUCAUGUUCUGCAAGUAAUAAGAAGGUGCAGCCUGAGCUGUGAACCACGGCACUGGAGUUAGACCUUCCUUCCAAUCCCAGCUCCCCACUUAGUAGUUUAGAGAAGCUGGGCAAAUCACAGGACACCCUGCAGCCUCAGUGUCCUUAUCUCAAAGCAACAAUCCAGCAAAUGCUGUUUUGUGAAAGGAUUCAGAGAAGCAGAGCAGGCGCUGGCCCCUGACUCAGCGGCAUGGAGCUUGUCCAGGACACCUCCCGUCCUCCACUGGUCAAGGUGAAGGGGGUCCCGCUCAUCAAGUACUUUGCAGAGAUGGUGGGGCCACUUCAGAGCUUCCAGGCUUGGCCCGAUGAUGUGCUUAUCAGCACCUACCCCAAGUCUGGCACAACUUGGUUGAGCGAGAUACUGGAGAUGAUCUAUCAGGGUGGUGACCUAGGGAAGUGUCACCGGGCACCCAUUUACAUGCGUGUACCCUUCCUUGAGUUCAAAGUUCCAGGGGUCCCAACAGGUCUGGAAACUUUGAAAGAUACACCUAUUAGAAAGAUCCUGGAGUUUCUGGGGCAUUCUGUGUCAGAGGAGACCGUGGAUCACAUCAUCCAGCACACAUCCUUCAAGGAGAUGAAGAAGAAUCCCAUGGCUAACUACAGUACCCUUCCGACUGAGCUCAUGGACCAUGACAUUUCUCCCUUCAUGAGAAAAGGCAUCGUGGGGGACUGGAAAUCUGUCUUCACUGUGGACCAGAAUGAGCGCUUUGAUGCCCACUAUGCUAAGAAGAUGGCAGGCUGCAAGCUCAACUUCCGCUGGCAGCUCUGAGUGGUGUCGUGGGGAGCCACUGCAGGGGGAGCAUGGGCACAAGCCUGACCUAUGACCUCAGGAAUAAAAUAUGAUGUGUCCAA